Messenger RNA from Drosophila mojavensis, 9415 nucleotides. It is a transcript of the gene Lar, whose product is annotated as tyrosine-protein phosphatase Lar. The transcript is spliced from 21 exons. Bases 1524 to 7658 code for a protein of 2044 amino acids. NCBI's taxonomy places the organism in Eukaryota, Metazoa, Arthropoda, Insecta, Diptera, Drosophilidae. The record is from RefSeq and is a predicted model, not a curated record. Gene Ontology annotation, molecular function: protein tyrosine phosphatase activity; protein binding. Gene Ontology annotation, biological process: protein dephosphorylation.
UCAACUGCAUAUAAACAAAUAAAAAAGUAAAUAAUAGAACGACUAGAUUUAUUUAAAUAAUUUUUUUGGUAGCAGCUGCUUAAUGCUGCAGCCCUGGUCCUCGAAGUUAACGUGACCAUUUGAGUGUUUUAACAGUGCCAUUUCGAGUUGAGUUACUGUUAAAUCAACAUAAGCGUAAAAACGAAAAAAAAAAAAAAAAAACGCGUCGCGCUGCACGCAAAGCGCAAAUUGUGUGAAAAGUGCGAAAUAUUUAACGCAAAUUCCAGUGGGAAAGUUAGUUUCCAAUGACUUUAAGUGACAAACGUUAAAACAAACGUGUAGCGUUUGUCUAAACAGCGUUAUAUAGAUCACUGCCUCAACCGUCGAAGUCGGCGUUUUUCACUUGUUUUUACGCACACACACGCGCGUGUAUGUGUUUGCGAUAGUGAGCGUGUUUGUGUGUGCGUGUGUUUCUGUUUCUGAAAAAAAAAAUCGAUUCGCUCGUAAUUUUCGACUCUAAUUGUGAAUUUAAACAAUUAUAUUGCUAUGCUCAGUCAACGCCGGCGUCAGCGUCAGCAGCGCAGCCUAACAUGUGUUGCCUAACUGUUGUUGUUGUUGGCGUUGCUGCUGCCGGGGCUGCGGCUGUUGUUGCUGUUGUCGCCGAACGGGUCCAGCGACUGCGUAGGCGGGCCUGAACACUAGCCAGUUUAUAUGUUUUAGUAACAACAACAACAAUAAUAAUAAUAACAACAACAACACCAAUAAUAAUAACAACAACAACACCAAUACCAACAACAAUUCAACAGCGCGCGUCAGUCGGAAAGUUGAAGCAACAGCGCAUUCUAAUUGGACUCUGUCCUAUGUUGCACUGUUAAUCCCCCUCACCCCACUCGUCCACAGACCGUUAACCACAAUAACCAAAAACUGCAGCAGAAGCAGCAGCAACAAGCAAAGUUUUGUGACUUAGCGGUUUUUAUAUGUAUAUGUAUAUGCAUGUUUGUGUGUGUGUGUGUGCGAGUGUUUUAUGCACAGUUUCAAUAGUGAAAUAACAUUAUAUUCUGUUUUCUGUUUUGCAAAGUGCUCCAAUUGGAAACUGAUAAGACAUACACUGACCAUGCCCAUUAAAAGGCGUUAAUACUGAAAUUUGAUAACAUUAAACAUACUUGGAAGUGGAGUUAAUCUAUGCCGCUACAAAUGUGCUGAUCGAAACGCUUCAGCUGCCUUAGAGUUUAGAUGCGAGCAACGAGAACAACAAAGGUCGAAAAUUAUGGCGAUAUUUAAUAACCGCGUGCAGCGUCGCUUCGACGUCGACAGCAAGGUUUGAGAGAGUGCGUGCGAGAGCGAGACAGCAUAUCAGCAAAGAGAGUAAGUCUGAUCGAGCCAAAGAGAAAGAGAGUGCGCAAGCAUAUCAAAACUUGAAAUUCAACAAGCAGCUCUCGCCUAACUGUUCAACAGUCACAAACUCCCCCCACAACCAAUACCAAUACGCACGCCACCAGCUCCACUAUCUCACUCACACUCACACUCCUUGGCAUACAUAUAUAAUGGGUCUGCAGGUGGCAGCCACUUUUGUUGCAGCCAACUUGUUUGCAGUCCUGUUGCUUACCUGGAUGCCAGCGACCGUCGAUGCAGUCCAUGCAAAUUUUUCGGAUUUUCCCUAUAUACAAUAUCUGACACAUCCACCGGAGAUCAUCAAGAAGCCGCAGAAUCAGGGCGUGCGCGUUGGGGGCGUGGCCAGCUUCUACUGCGCGGCACGCGGAGAUCCGCCGCCCUCCAUAGUGUGGCGCAAAAACGGCAAAAAAGUAUCAGGCACUCAAUCCCGUUACACGGUACUGGAGCAACCGGGCGGUGUUUCCAUACUGCGCAUCGAGCCAGUGCGAGCGGGACGGGACGAUGCACCAUACGAAUGUGUCGCCGAGAACGGAGUGGGCGACGCCGUAUCCGCAGAUGCAACUUUAACCAUAUAUGAAGGCGAUAAAACACCCGCAGGCUUUCCGGUUAUAACGCAGGGCCCGGGCACACGCGUCAUCGAGGUGGGCCACACCGUCCAAAUGCAAUGCAAGGCCAUUGGCAAUCCGGUGCCCACCAUCUAUUGGAUCAUCAACCAGACCAAGGUGGACAUGACCAAUCCUCGCUAUGUCAUUAACAAUGGUGUAUUGCAAAUCAACAACAGCAGCGAGGAGGAUCAGGGCAAAUACGAGUGCGUGGCAGAGAACUCAAUUGGCACGGAGCACUCGAAAGCAACCAAUUUGUAUGUGAAGGUUCGUCGCGUCCCACCCACGUUCUCCCGCCCGCCAGAGCACAUAAGCGAGGUGAUGCUGGGAUCCAAUCUGAAUCUGUCGUGCGUAGCUGUCGGGUCACCCAUGCCGCACGUUAAGUGGAUGAAGGGCGCACAAGAUCUGACACCGGAGAACGAUAUACCCAUAGGUCGGAAUGUUUUACAGUUAACUAACAUACAGGAGAGCGCGAACUUCACCUGCAUAGCUGCCUCCUCGCUGGGCCAGAUCGAUGCGGUAUCCAUGGUCAAAGUGCAAUCACUGCCAACGGCGCCGACGGAUGUGCAAAUCUCCGAAGUGACCGCAACGUCGGUGCGUCUGGAGUGGUCGUACAAGGGACCCGAGGAUCUGCAGUAUUAUGUCAUUCAGUACAAGCCGAAGAAUGCGAAUCAGGCCUUCAGCGAGAUCAGCGGCAUUAUAACCAUGUACUAUGUGGUGCGCGCCCUGAGUCCUUAUACGGAGUACGAGUUCUAUGUGAUAGCUGUUAACAACAUUGGGCGUGGCCCGCCCUCGGCGCCAGCGACUUGCACCACGGGCGAUUUCUCAUUCGGUGGCACAAAAAUGGAAAGUGCGCCACGUAAUGUGCAAGUGCGGCCGUUGAGCUCCUCAACGAUGGUUAUUACUUGGGAGCCACCAGAGACGCCCAAUGGACAAGUGACCGGCUACAAGGUGUACUAUACGACCAACCCGAAUCAGCCGGAAGCCUCCUGGAACUCCCAAAUGAUUGACAAUAGCGAAUUGACAACAGUGUCGGAAUUAACGCCCCAUGCCAUCUACACAGUCCGUGUGCAGGCGUACACCUCAAUGGGAGCCGGUCCUAUGUCCACCCCGGUGCAGGUGAAGACACAGCAAGGUGUGCCAUCACAACCGAGCAAUUUCCGGGCCACUGAUAUCGGCGAGACCGCAGUCACAUUGCAGUGGUCCAAGCCGACUCAUUCCAGCGAGAACAUUGUGCACUACGAGCUCUACUGGAAUGACACAUACGCCAAUCAGGAUCAUCACAAGCGCAUUUCGAGCUCCGAGUCUUACACGCUUGAUGGUUUGUAUCCCGAUACCCUCUACUACAUCUGGCUGGCGGCACGUUCGCAGCGCGGCGAGGGCGCAACAACCCCUCCCAUUCCCGUUCGCACCAAGCAAUAUGUACCAGGUGCUCCGCCACGCAAUAUUACGGCGAUUGCGAACAGCUCGACAACGAUCGCGCUGAGCUGGCUGCCUCCGCCCGCGGAGCGCUCCAACGGCCGGAUCAUAUACUAUAAGGUGCUGUUCGUCGAGGUGGGCCGGGCGGACGACGAGGCGUCCACUCUGACCCUGAACAUGACCGAGAUUGUGCUCGACGAGCUCAAGCGCUGGACCGAAUACAAGAUCUGGGUGCUAGCCGGCACCUCUGUAGGCGAUGGUCCGCGCUCCCAUCCGAUCAUAACGCGCACCCUAGAGGAUGUGCCCGGAGAUCCGCAGGAUGUCAAAGCUACGCCCCUAAACUCAACAUCCAUACAUGUGAGCUGGAAACCGCCUCUCGAAAAAGAUCGGAACGGCAUCAUUCGAGGCUAUCACAUCCACGUGCAGGAAAUGCGAGAUGAGGGCAAGGGCUUUCUCAACGAACCUUUCAAGUUCGAUGUGGUCGACACGCUGGAAUACAGUGUGACCGGCCUGCAACCCGACACAAAAUACUCGAUUCAAGUCGCUGCUCUGACGCGAAAGGGUGACGGCGAUCGUAGCACUGCGGUGAUUGUCAAAACCCCCGGAGGGGUGCCCGUACGACCGACAGUAAGUCUUAAGAUCAUGGAACGCGAACCAAUUGUCUCUAUUGAACUGGAAUGGGAGCGACCGGCACAAACAUACGGAGAGCUGCGCGGCUAUCGCCUGCGCUGGGGCGUCAAGGAUCAGGCACUGAAGGAGGAGAUGCUCUCCGGACCACAGAUGACCAAGAAACGUUUCAACGAUCUCGAACGCGGCGUAGAAUACGAGUUUCGUGUAGCAGGCAGCAAUCACAUUGGCAUUGGCCAGGAAACAGUCAAGAUCUUUCAGACUCCUGAGGGCACACCUGGCGGACCGCCGUCCAAUAUAACCAAACGCUUCCAAACACCCGAUGUGCUUUGCGUCACUUGGGACCCACCAACGCGCGACCAUCGCAACGGACUCAUCACACGGUAUGAUGUGCAGUUCCAUAAAAAAAUCGACCAUGGGCUGGGCUCAGAGCGAAAUAUGACACAGCGUAAGGCGGUAUUCACCAACCUGGAGGAGAACACCGCGUACGUUUUUCGCGUGCGGGCGUACACGAAACAAGGCGCCGGCCCAUUUAGUGAGAAGAUGAUUAUAGAAACCGAGCGGGACAUGGGACGAGCUCCAAUGUCCGUGCAGGCGGUGGCCACCUCCGAGCAGACAGCGGAAAUCUGGUGGGAGCCGGUGCCAAGUCGUGGCAAGCUACUAGGCUAUAAGAUCUUUUACACCAUGACGGCCGUCGAGGAUCUAGAUGAUUGGCAAACGAAGACCGUGGGUCUGACCGAAUCGGCGGAUCUGGUCAAUUUAGAGAAGUUUGCCCAGUACGCUGUGGCCAUCGCGGCCAGGUUUAAGAAUGGACUGGGACGUCUCAGUGAGAAGGUUACGGUGCGCAUCAAGCCAGAGGAUGUCCCGCUCAAUCUGCGUGCUCACGACGUCAGCACACACUCAAUGACCCUCUCUUGGUCACCACCCAUACGCCUUAAUCCCGUCAACUACAAGAUCAGCUUCGAUGCGAUGAAGGUGUUUGUGGACUCGCAGGGCUUCUCCCAAACACAAAGUGUGCAAAAGCGUGAGAUAAUCCUGAAGCACUUCGUGAAGACGCACACGAUCAACGAGCUGAGCCCUUUUACCACCUACAACGUAAAUGUGAGCGCCAUUCCCUCGGAUUACUCCUACAGACCGCCGACGAAGAUAACGGUGACCACUCAAAUGGCUGCCCCACAGCCCAUGGUCAAGCCCGAUUUCUACGGCGUGGUAAAUGGCGAGGAGAUAUUAGUUAUACUGCCACAGGCAUCCGAGGAAUACGGCCCCAUCUCGCACUACUACUUAGUUGUGGUACCCGAGGAUAAAUCCAAUCUGCACAAAAACCCCGAUCAGUUUCUCACCGACGAUCUGCUGCCCGGUCGCAAUAAGCCAGAGCGCCCCAAUGCACCAUAUAUAGCUGCUAAGUUUCCACAGCGCUCGAUACCCUUUACCUUCCAUCUUGGUUCGGGCGAUGAUUAUCACAAUUUCACCAAUCGCAAGCUGGAGAGAGAGAAGCGCUAUCGCAUCUUUGUGCGCGCCGUUGUAGAUACCCCGCAGAAGCAUCUGUAUACAUCCAGUCCCUUUUCUGAGUUCUUAUCGCUUGACAUGCGAGAGGCGCCGCCCGGCGAACGUCCCCAUCGACCUGAUCCCAACUGGCCCUCAGAGCCGGAGGUGUCCGUAAAUCGCAACAAGGAUGAGCCGGAGAUACUGUGGGUGGUGCUACCCCUGAUAACCGCCUUUGUUGUCUCAACCACACUGAUCGUGCUGUAUGUGGUUAGGCGUCGCAGGCAGCCCUGCAAAACCCCAGAUCAGGCAGCUGUUACGCGUCCUCUGAUGGCCGCUGAUUUGGGGGCUGGUCCAACGCCCAGCGAUCCGGUUGAUAUGCGCCGACUAAACUUCCAGACGCCUGGUAUGAUCUCACAUCCGCCCAUACCCAUCUCGGAGUUUGCCAAUCACAUUGAGAGACUUAAGGCCAAUGACAAUCAGAAAUUCUCGCAGGAGUACGAGAGCAUCGAGCCUGGCCAGCAAUUCACCUGGGACAAUUCCAACUACGAGCAUAAUAAGUCGAAGAACCGGUAUGCCAAUGUCACCGCCUACGACCAUUCGCGUGUCCAGUUGCCCGCCCAGGAGGGCGUCCUCGGCUCGGACUACAUCAAUGCCAACUACUGUGACGGCUAUCGCAAGCAUAAUGCCUACGUAGCUACCCAGGGACCGUUGCAGGAGACCUUCGCCGAUUUCUGGCGCAUGUGCUGGGAGCUGAAGACGGCGACGAUUGUGAUGAUGACCCGGCUGGAGGAGCGCACACGCAUCAAGUGCGAUCAGUAUUGGCCCUCACGUGGCACCGAGACCUACGGCCAGAUCUUUGUCACCAUCACCGAAACCCAGGAGCUGGCCACCUACAGCAUACGCACGUUCCAACUGUGCCGUCAGGGCUUCAACGAUCGCCGCGAGAUCAAGCAGCUGCAGUUCACGGCUUGGCCGGAUCACGGUGUGCCCGAUCAUCCUGCUCCCUUCCUGCAGUUCCUGCGUCGCUGUCGCGCCCUCACCCCACCCGAAUCCGGGCCAGUUGUGGUUCACUGCUCAGCGGGUGUGGGUCGCACUGGCUGUUACAUUGUCAUUGACUCGAUGCUGGAACGGAUGAAGCACGAGAAGAUCAUCGACAUCUACGGCCAUGUGACGUGCUUGCGCGCCCAGCGCAACUACAUGGUGCAAACGGAAGAUCAGUAUAUCUUCAUUCACGAUGCCAUCCUGGAGGCCAUUAUCUGUGGAUCGACAGAGGUAGCCGCGCGCAACUUGCAUAGCCAUUUGCAGAAGCUGCUAACCACCGAGCCGGGCGAGAGCAUUUCGGGGAUGGAGGUGGAAUUCAAGAAACUCUCGAAUGUCAAGAUGGACUCCUCCAAAUUUGUAACCGCUAACUUGGCCUGCAACAAGCAUAAGAAUCGUCUGGUUCACAUUCUUCCCUACGAAUCGAGUCGCGUGUAUCUAACUCCCAUCCAUGGAAUUGAGGGCAGCGACUAUGUCAAUGCCAGUUUCAUAGAUGGCUACCGGUAUCGUUCGGCCUAUAUUGCGGCUCAGGGACCUGUUCAGGACACCGCCGAGGACUUCUGGCGCAUGCUCUGGGAGCACAACUCCACCAUAGUUGUUAUGUUAACCAAGCUCAAGGAAAUGGGCAGGGAGAAGUGCUUCCAAUAUUGGCCUCACGAGCGCUCCGUACGCUAUCAGUAUUAUGUUGUGGAUCCGAUCGCCGAGUACAAUAUGCCGCAGUACAAACUGCGAGAGUUUAAGGUUACCGAUGCUCGUGAUGGUUCUUCCCGAACCGUGCGUCAGUUCCAGUUCAUAGACUGGCCGGAGCAGGGUGUUCCAAAGUCUGGUGAGGGCUUCAUCGAUUUCAUUGGACAGGUCCACAAGACCAAGGAGCAAUUCGGGCAGGAUGGACCCAUCACGGUCCACUGUUCUGCCGGUGUGGGCCGCACGGGCGUCUUUAUCACACUCAGCAUUGUGCUCGAGCGCAUGCAAUACGAAGGUGUGCUCGAUGUGUUUCAAACGGUGCGCAUUUUGCGAUCUCAGCGACCAGCCAUGGUGCAGACGGAAGAUCAAUAUCAUUUUUGCUAUCGCGCUGCCUUGGAGUACUUGGGCUCGUUCGACAACUAUACAAACUGAAGAAGCUAAGCAGAAGAAGUAGCAGGAAAAUGACCAGAAUUUGGAGUUGAAGUCCGGGCUACAGAGCAAAAACAUUGUCAACUCCAUGUUCAUGUUAAAUGUUGCAUGUUCGUUGUUUUCAAUUGUACGCAUAAAUACGCAUUUACGAUAAAGACGGAUACCUUAACUUUAAAGUAUUAUAGCCAGAUACUGCCCACAAAUUACUUACUUAUAUACUAUGCAUAGUACGAGGGUAGUCUGAGGCCGAUCUUAAGAUAAAAGGGUAGCAAAAUAAAAUGUUAUUUAAAUGAAUAGAGAGUUAUUGGUAAAUCGGAAAAGCUCUCAGGCUAUCCUCGCUUAUAUAAAUUUGAAUAGCCAUUUCCUUAUCCCUAUUUUGAUUAGUUUUUAGCAUCUCUUAUCACUCCCGGUCUUUGAUUUUGGUAUAAAAUGUAAACUCAAGAAGACUGUUACAAGUUUAAUUAUCAGUAAUUUAUACUUAAAUGCAUAUAUAUCCCUAUACCUACAUAUAUAUAUAUAUAUAUAUAUAUAUAUCAAGUGUGUCCAUACAGUUUUUGCUCGAACUAAUCAAAAUAGUCAAUCAACUUGUUGUGGUGCGGCGGGGCGACCCGCUCACUGAUUAACCUAUACAUAUUUGAACUAAGGACUUGGUAGCUUUUAAAAACUUACCGCAUAAACGAAUCUCAAGAAAAGAAAAGAUAAUUCUAAUGAUAUGAAAUGAAAUCAACCUAAGCUAAAGGUCGGCUAGAACAGAUGGUAGAGCAAUGUAGUCCAAAAUCCAAUUAUCAUAACAAUUAUAUAUACAUAUAGUAUAUAUAUUUACAUGUAUCUGUAUCUGUGUGUACAACAAUCAAUCAAAUAUGUUUGAUAUGUUUUUAUACUUGACAUACUUAAAAAGUCCGCCUAGGUUCAGUAUAUAUUCCUGUAUAAAUCUAUUUAUAUGAAGCAAAAGCAAAUGUAAACCGUGCAAUUAGUAAAAAGUCUUGCGUAGUGCAUAUCUGUUAAGACGCCUAGUUAAAAUUAGUUUAAAGAUUAACUUUAAUUAGCGGGCAGCUUUUCUACUUUGUAACAUUCCCCAUAUGCAGCUAUAUAGCUAACGAGUGCUAUUCAAAUAGUAACGAUCAAACCCCUAGAUCUUUGUACUUGAUUAAUGUGUUCUUUUUUUUUCGUUUUAUUAAAUUAUAUAAAUUCUAUUUUGGAAGUCCAUUUGACAUUCCUACCCAAGUCUAAUCAUAAGUGCAUCCGUCUUAAUUUUGUUUAUAAUUAUAUUCCUGUAUAUACCACAAAACCCUGCAGCUAUAUAUGUAUAAGUAAAUAGGAUCCUACAGCUAGAAAUUAUGGUACCUAACGUAUAUGAACAAGGCAGCAUAGAGAAUACACCCAGCCGAUUAAGGGGAUAGACGAGUAAUAAGAUAACUGUAGAUAUAUAUUGUAGAAUACUUAACAUAUAUAAACCGCAAAAUACGUCUAUAUAUUAAUAUAAAUCGCACCCAUUUAAACCUACUCUAAAUCUACAUCCGCAUGGCAUUAUGAACUAAGAACUAUUAUAAUGUAUAUACAUAUUUGAUAUGCUGCUCAGUCGGCCGAAAAUAUUUAUAUAUAAUGUCGUUAGCAAGCCAAUGCAUAAAAGCAAAGCAAAAUUAAAUAUUAGACAACUAUUUAGCCACAUGUUAAAGAUCAAUAGAAGUAAUACGUAUGUACACUACAGAUAUAUACACGUAAAUAUAUACGCAUUGUGCAUAAUGCAUUAUAGACAUAAA